GAUCUCUGCCAAGAUGGCCGCGCCCACGAGCCAUUACCCAAGGGCGCCGCCAUCGCAGCUGAGGGACCCGCUGAGGCCGCGCUCCGGGUAGCCGCCAUGUCGGUCUCCAGCUGCGAUCAGUUUCCGACAAAGCCACAAACCAUGGAUCCGAGAAGUGCGGGAACAGGCGAAGAGGCCGAACGACCACCGGAGAUGGCUGUGUCCGAGGACCGGGCCAGCGCUGCGGGAUCUGUAACAUUCAAAGAUGUGACCAUGGCCUUUACCCAGAAGGAAUGGAAGCAACUGGAUCCUGCUCAGAGGAAUCUAUACAAGAAUGUGAUGCUGGAGAACUACAGCAACAUAGCUUCAAUGGGAUGUCAAGCUUCCAAACCAGACAUUAUUUCCAAGCUGGAAAAAGGAGAAGAGCCAUGGUUGGGGAAGGAGAAAAGACCCAGUCAAGGUCAUCUGAGUAAAACAGCAGGAUCCAAGCAAAUAGGAAUUGAUGAAAAAGUUCAACAAGAUGAUGAUCAGCUUGAAAGUAAUCAGAAAAUUCAAAACAAACUUCUUAGGGAAGUUACAUUCAAGAAGAAAACUCUAACUAAGAAGAGAGUCAGUGACUGUGGUUCAUUGGGGAAAAAAAAUAAUGUGAAUAUAAAAUGUGUUCCUUCAAAAAGAAGGCUUCCUAAAAUUGAUUCACAUGGAAAGAGUUUGAAACAGAACUUAGAUUUACCUGAUCAUAUCAGAAACUGUGCAAAAAAGAAACCUAAAGCUGCUGAAGAACACAGGAAUUCAUUCAGCCAUGGCUUAUCUGAUACAAAAAAAGACAAAAAGGAAACUAGAAAGAAACGUAAGCAAUUAUCCAACCAUAUCUCAACUGAUAAGUGUGACAAAACUCAAACUGUCAAAAAACAUGAGAAAUUAUGCCAUCGUAGCUCAUCACAUACUAAGCGGGACAAAAUUCAAAUUGGCGAGGAACAUGAGAAAUCAUCCAGCAUUAACACAUCUGCUAAGCAUGACAAAACUCAAGCUUGUGUGAAACCCUAUGAAUGUAAUCAGUGUGGAAAGGUUCUCAGCCAUAAACAAGGACUCAUUGAUCACCAGAGAAUUCAUACUGGGGAGAAGCCAUAUGAAUGUAAUGAAUGUGGGAUAGCCUUUAGCCAAAAGUCACACCUUGUUGUACAUCAGAGAACUCACACUGGAGAAAAACCAUAUGAAUGUGUUCAGUGUGGAAAAGCCCAUGGUCAUAAACAUGCCCUCACAGAUCAUAUAAGAAUUCAUACUGGAGAAAAGCCCUAUGAAUGUACUGAAUGUGGCAAAACCUUCAGACACAGCUCAAACCUUGUUCAACAUGUGAGAUCUCAUACAGGUGAGAAGCCCUAUGAAUGUAAGGAAUGUGGAAAAUCCUUUAGGUAUAACUCCUCUCUUACUGAACAUGUGAGAACUCAUACAGGUGAAAUACCAUAUGAAUGCAACGAAUGUGGAAAAGCCUUCAAGUAUAGCUCAUCCCUUACUAAACAUAUGAGAAUUCAUACAGGUGAGAAACCCUUUGAAUGUAAUGAAUGUGGAAAAGCUUUCAGCAAGAAGUCACACCUCAUUAUCCAUCAAAGAACUCAUACUAAGGAGAAACCUUAUGAAUGUAAUGAAUGUGGAAAAACCUUUGGACAUAGCUCGUCUCUUACUUACCAUAUGAGAACUCAUACAGGCGAAAGUCCCUUUGAAUGUAAUCAAUGUGGGAAGGCCUUUAAACAAAUUGAAGGCCUUACUCAACAUCAGAGAGUUCAUACUGGGGAGAAACCCUAUGAGUGUAAGGACUGUCAGAAAGCCUUCAGCCAAAAAUCACACCUCAUUGUACAUCAGAGAACUCAUACUGGGGAGAAACCCUAUGAAUGUAAUGAAUGUGGAAAAGCCUUCAAUGCAAAGUCACAACUUGUUAUUCAUCAGAGAUCCCACACUGGAGAGAAACCCUAUGAAUGUAAUGAAUGUGGGAAAGCCUUCAAACAAAACGCAUCCCUAACCAAACAUGUGAAAACUCACUCAGAAGAGAAAUCUCAUAAGUAAAAUGAAUGUAGGCUAUCUGUUAACUAAAAUGAAGUUUUUUUUAAAACCUUGGAAAUACUCUGAAUUUAAAGAAUGUCAGAAAGCUUUUGGCAAGAGUCACACCACACCUUGUUACACAUGAUAAAAUUUGAAAAUAGAACUUCAUAUAAAAUCAGUGGAUGGAAACAAGAAUUUAAACUUGAUAUAAAGCCUUUUAUGGAAAAUGUUUUAACAAUACUCAAUUAUAAAUUAUCUAUGUGUUCAUAGUGAAAUAGAAAGUUUUAAAAAUUGUGAAUAAUUUUAAUCAUUAAAAAAGGAGGAACAAGUUACAUAUGCUAACAAUUCCUGGGUUUCUUCGUGUUGUUUAAAUACCACAUAUUAGAAUUGAAUUUGCAUAUCUGCUUAUUAUCUUGUAAAAAUGAGUGUGACCAUUUGUAUAAGCCCCCUCUUUGACAUUAUCACCUAACUCUUUCUUAAUGACUGUGUUAGCUUGUGCAUCAGCAGACAUCUUUAUAAAGGGCUGUUAUUUAUGUAAAAAUGUUAACAAAAAUUGAGAGAAAAUGAAAGAAAGCAGCUGAAGAUUCAAAUGUGCAGACAGGGAAUGAUGUUUAAGAUAUAUUGUGAAAUGUAAGAAAAAGGAUGCUGAACUGUAUAUAUAGUAUGCUCCCAUGUGUGCACAAUAGGGUAUAUUUGUUUACUUUUGUCUCUUUCUGUGUAUAUAUGUGUGUAUGUCUGUAUAUAUAUAUUUGUAUGUGAAUAGACUGAAGAAAUACAGGAGAAACCUAGUAGUGGUUGCCAAUGGGCACAGGAAUACAGGAUUGUGGUUGGGGAUGGUAUUAAGCUCUCCUUUUUAUUGUAUAUUAUUUGAUUUUUUAUCAUGUAAAUGUGUUAUUUUUAUAAUUAAAAUAUUUUAAUAUGCAUAAGUCA
Messenger RNA from Carlito syrichta (Philippine tarsier), 2943 nucleotides. It is a transcript of the gene ZFP37, whose product is annotated as ZFP37 zinc finger protein. Gene Ontology annotation, molecular function: DNA-binding transcription factor activity; RNA polymerase II cis-regulatory region sequence-specific DNA binding. Gene Ontology annotation, biological process: regulation of transcription by RNA polymerase II. The record is from RefSeq and is a predicted model, not a curated record. The transcript has 4 exons. Bases 97 to 2037 code for a protein of 646 amino acids. NCBI's taxonomy places the organism in Eukaryota, Metazoa, Chordata, Mammalia, Primates, Tarsiidae.